Molecule: messenger RNA, 2013 nt
Organism: Ceutorhynchus assimilis (cabbage seed weevil)
Lineage: Eukaryota; Metazoa; Arthropoda; Insecta; Coleoptera; Curculionidae
Source: the annotation of a GenBank genome assembly
GGCGAAUUCAAAAUCGCCUUCGAAUUUCCUCUUGCGUUUCGCCUCGAUUUGACUGCAGGCCACCAGGCCCACAAGGACUACCAAAAGGAACACCCUCAUCGCUCCGGGGGUGGUCUACCCUCUUAACAAACCAAUGGACACUGUUAUUUACGGUCAAAUUAACCUACGACGUUAAAAGUUAAAAGUCCCCGUCGAACCGACCGUACGCGAUAUACCACGACCAGUUUUUGAUUAUUAUCCGAAAUGUUCUUCUUCUUCUUUGGCGAGGCAUGUGCGAGUGCGCGGCGCCUAACCUAAAGAAAAUACCCGCACGGAGCAGGCCCGAAUGUCGAUCGGGGCCCCGUCGUCCAAAAGGGGUGUUGGUAGCAGGGUUGAUUUUUUUCAUGAUCGGGGGACGAAGGGUCUAUGGGGUGUGUAACGUCACGCAGCAGCAGGAAAAACGGAAAAAAUAUUUUUAUAACUGGAGGAAGUGGAUUUAUAGGAAAGGCUCUUAUUGAAAAACUGUUGCGAUCUUGUCCUGGUUUAGGUAACAUUUACGUUCUUUUAAGAUCGAAGAAAGGAAAGACUUUAUAUAGCAGAGUGGAGCAAAUAUUAAAUUGUCCACUUUUCACCCUAUUGAAACAAGAACAUGCCGAGAGUUUAAAAAAAAUAAUACCAAUACAAGGGGACAUCACGGAAAUAGGUUUUGCUCUUUCAGCAAAUGAUGAAAGCAUUUUAAUAAAUGAAGUAGACAUCUUCUUCCAUAUAGCAGCUUCAGUGAAAUUUGAUGAUUUUCUUAAAGAUGCCAUUCUCACCAACAUAAGGGGUACUAGAGAAGCUGCUUCACUGGCAUUAAAAAUGAAGCGAAUUGAAGUUUUUAUGCACGUAUCAACUGCAUAUUGUAAUGUUGAUAAGUCAAAGUAUCUCGAGGAAAUCUUGUACCCAUCUCGAGGAGAUUGGAAAGAAGCCCUAUUGGUAGCAGAAAAUUGUAACUCAACAACACUAUCAAUUUUUUCUCAAAAAUACAUUUCACAAUUUCCCAACACUUAUACUUACACCAAACAAUUAGCCGAGCAUUGUGUAAACGAUAUGCUCCUUGGUGAAAUACCAACAGUGAUUUUUAGACCUUCCGUUGUUGUUAGUACCAUCACGGAUCCAAUGGUAGGAUGGAUCGACAAUUUUAAUGGACCAGUGGGCUUAGCCAUAGCUGCAGGAAGCGGACUCUUAAGAUGUGCUUAUGGUGAUGGUAAUGUUGAAAGUGAUUAUAUACCGGUUGAUAAUGCUAUUAAACUUAUGAUAAGCGCUGCUUGGAAUAAGGCUUCAAUAGAAACACCAAACGAACUACAAAUUUAUCAUGGUAGCAAAUACAAAACUAGUCAGUUCAAAUUUGGCGCCUAUAUAACUUUUGGGAAACAGCUAUUUUGGGAUGAACCCUUUGAAAAUAAAAUCUGGACUCCUGCUGCUGCAAUAACCACUAAUUGGCUGUAUUAUUUCCUAAAUGUUAUCCUUUUUCAAAUCGUACCAGCUUUACUUUUGGAUACAAUAAUGGUUUUGGCUCAAUUGAAACCCAGACUGUUUAAGAUUCAACGUAAAAUCUAUGUAGCCAAUAUGGCUCUGUACCCUUUCAUGCUGAACGAGUGGCAAUUUAUAAAUACAGAAGCAAGGCGACUCUUGCAGCAAAUUCCCCGAACAGAAAUGGUCGAUUUCAACUUCAAUGUUUUUCCCAAAGACGAUCGGAGCAUAUAUGAAUAUUAUUUGAUCUCUUGUAGUCAUGCCAGGGUGCAUUUACUGAAAGAAAAUAAGGAGAAAACAAAUAGGACCAUAAUUAAAACUCUUGUGAUGUAUUAUUUGGAUAAGUUGGUAAAGGUAGCUGCUUUUUUGCUCACAGCUUGGACGCUAUUAUUCAAGAUUGAUAUCCUACAAAUCUUAUGGAAAGGUUCUUCUACAUAUUGGGAUAGCUCGUAACAAUGUGUUGAUUUUUUUGUACUCACGUCGUGUUUAUAGCAUCUCUAUUCUUAAUAAAUUUAAGUAUGC